Sardina pilchardus (European sardine) is the source of this 675-nucleotide messenger RNA. RefSeq names its product transmembrane protein 14Ca (gene tmem14ca). NCBI's taxonomy places the organism in Eukaryota, Metazoa, Chordata, Actinopteri, Clupeiformes, Clupeidae. Gene Ontology annotation, biological process: regulation of heme biosynthetic process. Gene Ontology annotation, cellular component: mitochondrial membrane. The record is from RefSeq and is a predicted model, not a curated record. The transcript is spliced from 5 exons. The coding region runs from base 182 to 508 and encodes 108 amino acids.
GAUUGCACAAAAAACUCUCUUUCCCAGCAGCCUUCGGGAGUGUUGUUACGAUGUUAGAAAGCCCAGUGCAUUUGGUGUGCAGGCAAGGCGCUAGCUAAAGGACGUUUAGUGGGAUAAAGGUAGCUUAUUUGAUCGUGAACGAUUGAAAGUCUUGCUACGUCAACUUAUCCCAGUGCUGAACAUGCCGGAGGUCGAUUGGGCUGGAUACGGGUAUGCAGCCCUAGUUGCAUCCGGAGGAGUAAUGGGAUAUGUUAAAGCAGGCAGCGUCCCCUCCCUGGCUGCCGGGCUCCUUUUCGGAGGGCUAGCAGGCGUUGGUGCUUAUCAGAUAUCUGAAGACCCAAAGAACAUUUGGGUGUCUUUAGCCACCUCUGGGAGCUUGGCUGCCGUAAUGGGGAAGAGGUUUUACAGCUCCAGGAAGUUCAUGCCCCCCGGUCUGGUGUGUAUUGCAAGUGUCCUGAUGGUUGCCAAGCUAGGUUAUGGGAUGCUGGAGAAGCCCCAGCAGUCAUGAUGCACUAAAUGUCACCCUGUCACCCCCAACCUCAACCCAAGGAUGGCUUUCUUGUAUGUAAUAAAAAAUACACGUAUGUGAUAUAUACACUGAUGUAUUCCUACAGAUUUUUUUGUAUAAAGGUAUAAAUAAUAAUAAUAAUAAAAAGAUGUUUGUAAAAUAAGGAA